Episyrphus balteatus (marmalade hoverfly) is the source of this 2989-nucleotide messenger RNA. RefSeq names its product frizzled-3. The transcript is spliced from 3 exons. NCBI's taxonomy places the organism in Eukaryota, Metazoa, Arthropoda, Insecta, Diptera, Syrphidae. Gene Ontology annotation, molecular function: Wnt-protein binding; Wnt receptor activity. Bases 1059 to 2744 code for a protein of 561 amino acids. Gene Ontology annotation, cellular component: plasma membrane. The record is from RefSeq and is a predicted model, not a curated record. Gene Ontology annotation, biological process: canonical Wnt signaling pathway; non-canonical Wnt signaling pathway.
UUUUUUAUAUUUUGUAAGGAAUGAGUACACCUCUUUAUUGGCCAUUACGAAAAUGCGGAUGAAAUGAAAUGGAAUUACAAAGUUCUUGUUGUUGUUUUUGUUGUUUUGUUUGUUGCCUCUUCUUUCCUUAUCCAUUCCCGUCAGAUAUGAUAAGGCCGAAGUACAAGCGGAUGAUAUGAAUGCGUAAAAAAAAAACUAUAGUGAAUGUGUGAGUUUGUUUGUGUGUGUAGUAGUUCGACUAUAAAGUCGAAUGUUGUAAACAGAAUGAAGAUGGGAAAGAAAGAAGAAAAAGUAUAUUGUCAGAUAUAAAGGAGAGUGGUGACGACAACGGUUGGGGUCGCUGGGCUCUAUAUUUCUACCUACUGCCUGUAAUACACAAAGUGCAGUGCAGUGCCAGUGAAUGAAUGCAGUUUUAAACACCAGAAAAACAACAACAAAAACAUCAGUGGUAUCCCCCAAAGAAAACCGGCAACAACAACAACAAUAAGCCAGUAAUACCAAAUAUGUAUGCCGCGCACAACAACAACGUUCAAAGCGGCAACGAAGUGAAGUGCCAGAGCUGGAGUGAUUCCUUUUGAAGGCUACCUUUGAAGCAGAUAUUUCCUUAUGCAUACACACCACUCAAGCAAAUCUACAAACGAACCCGAAUGCCAUAGCCCCAGACCGAAAACUAAAAACCAAAGUGAUUUCAUAGACUUACCGCCAGUAUCGGAUUAGAUCGCAAGCUGUGAACACAUAAUAAAGGCACACAUCGAUCGUGUAAAAAGAGUGUUCUUCUUUUCGUUUCGAUAUCGUUUCUCGUCGUCGUUUGUUUAAUAUUUUUUCAAAUAUUAUUAAAUACAUUUAUACUUGUAUAAGAUUUUUUGUAAACAAUUUAAAUGAAUUGAAUAAAAAAUAAAAUAAAAUGUAUUCCUAACGAAUUAACUAACAUGUUUAGAGUGUAUUUUUAAAUAAAUUGUAUAAAAUAUAAAAUUUAUACUAAAUUCCAGUGCGUGAUUUGAUUUACAUAAAAAAAAAAUUAUAACAAAAGAAGAAAUAAAUAAUAAAUCAUCUUCAAAAUGUGUGGUAGUUUACUUAAUUUGUGCUUCUUAGUCUUAGUUGUAGUAUUUAUGGUUUUUGAUGGAGUUCAUACAUCUCAAGGAUUACAAUGUCAACGGAUAUCGGUACCGGCAUGUCAAGGUCUAGGAUACAAUAUGACAGCAAUGCCAAACUUAGCUGGUCACACUAACCAGCUGGAUGCAGAAAUAAGGAUAACAAAAUUAAUGCCAAUAUUGGAGUCAGGCUGUUCCAAUCGAGCUAGAUUUCUUUUGUGUUCUUCACUAUUUCCCUUGUGUACACCGGAUGUUCCAAGACCUGUGACUGCGUGCAAAUCACUGUGUGAAACAGUGAAAGCUGAGUGUGCGGAUCAGGUUCAAUUAACCCUCAUAUGGCCAGAGUUUCUAAAUUGCGAUACACUUCCUCAGCCGGAGAAACAUGAGUUAUGUAUGCAAAUACCAGAAGAAGCUUCUGAAAAGCAACUUUUACCUGAAAGACCACUGCUACCUGAACAAGAGCAAAUAUUUUGGCCUUGGCUACCAUGGAAGAUUCCCCCUCAUCAUGUACCAAAGUCAGUGUCAACAUUGAUUUGUCCGCAAAAUUUUACAGCUCUUCAGGAUGAUUGCACUCCACAGUGCAACAAAGAUGCGAUGUAUGACACUCAACAGAAAAAAAUCACGGAAGGACUUAUAUUGGCCCUUUCAGCUGUGUGCUUCAUUUUGACACUUUUUUCUCUGGUAACUUUCUGGGCUGAACCAACCCGCUUUGGAUAUCCUGAGAGACCAGUGCUGUUUCUAUGUCUCUGCUACAAUCUCUACAGCGUUUGCUACUUGGAGCGUAUAGUUUUCCAUAACUCUACAAAGAUGCUUGCCUCUGGAGCAAUGCUAACUGAUGAAAUCGGAGGUCCUUGUGCUCUGACACCUCCAUGUUUGGCAUCAUACAUUACAACAAGCUACUUAACACUUUGUGCUGCCACCUGGUGGUUGAUUUUUGCCUUGUGUUUCUAUCUGUCAUCUCACAAGAAAUGGUCAAGUGAAGCUUUGGAAAAGAAAUCAGGACUUUUUCAUGUUCUUGCAUGGGUACCACCACUAGCGCCACCAAUAAGUGCCCUCCUUCGAGAUGCUGUCAAACCAAAUGAACUAACUGGAAUGUGUUCUGCCCCAGGAUUUGUCGAGAUUCCCGCACUGAUCCUACUCAUCCUUGGGCUAUUUUUCACCCAGCGAGCCUCAUGUUCAUUGAAAACUCUCCAAGAACAGAUUCAACCAAUUGUUGGCCUUCAAAGAUUUUCACAAAUCCGCAAGAGAUUUCUUAUCUUCAGUUUGGUGUUCUUUUUCCCAACAACUCUUGCGGUGGUAGCUUCUUUCUUUGAACGUUUCGAUUUCAAUGUUCCAGCUUGUGUGUCAGCGGAAUUGUGUCCUGUUCCGGAGAAAACAUCAGCACUGCCAACACUUUUGCGAAUAUUUUUCCAACUCACUGGUGGCACUUUGACUGGAAUGUGGGUUUGGUCACGUAAAACUUGUGAGUCAUAUCGCAAUAGAAUCAUUGCAACACCAACGCCAUCUACAUCUAUCAAAUCUGUAUCAUCUCUACAAAAGAAAGCAUUUUCAUCGCCAUCAUCUGCAGUUUCGAAUGGCAAAGCAUUUGGACCACUGUAUAGUGGAAUUAAUUUUCAUAAUGUCCCCAUGUAUAAUGGACAGUCUAGAGUGUAGCCUUAUGUCAGUGAGAGUAAAGUUUUGAACUUACAGCUCGAAUGGUUAUAGAAUAAAUUGUUUAAGACUUUUUUUUUAAAUAUUGUUUUUUAUGUAAAUAUGUAGAUUUUUUUUUUUAUAUUUCUAAACAAAUAAAUUAAGAUAAUAUUAAAUAAUAUCGAAGCUUUUAAGGCAAAGAUAUAAUUAAAUUUAAGAGAAAUAAAAUGUGUUAAUAGCUUUAAAUAAUAUUUAUUCCAAUUGUAAAU